This is a messenger RNA of Ambispora gerdemannii, 351 nucleotides long. NCBI's taxonomy places the organism in Eukaryota, Fungi, Glomeromycota, Glomeromycetes, Archaeosporales, Ambisporaceae. The record is from the annotation of a GenBank genome assembly.
AUGGACAAUACUGAGAAUAAAGUCGUAUUUAUCCUUGAUAAGAAUAUGGGAAAACUUCGUAAAAACAUUAAUAAUCGCAAUGUCAACUCGCAACGCCCUAUCGACAUAGAUAACACUUCCAUUAUUAGCAAAAGUUGCUCAACAAAUAAUUCAAAUAAUUACAAUAACACUACUAAUAAAGAUUCCCAAGCGACAAUUAGCACCAACUUAACAAAAAAUGCUGGCGUAUUUUUUUCAGAAAACAUGAAAUCGUUUAUAAAAAGAGAUAAUAAAAGUAUGAGAUUCGAAUCUUUUAUUGCGGAUAACUCCUCUAUCACUGGCACAAGCUCUUCACCAAAUUACAAGUAUUAA